AGCCAGUGAAACCGCAUCUGUUGCGCCGAGAAGCAGAUUAUCGCAGGUUUCAUGUUGCGCAUGCGCUUAUCGCCGGUGGGCGGAGUUUCCUUCCGUCCGGAGUUUGGGGAAAGUUUUCACCCGUCGAGAGAGGCUCCCGGCUCACCGCCGUGAAGCCGCACCCCGCUCUGAGGAAUGUCUGCAUGUUGGAAUCCGCACUGUGGACAGACAGCAGCUUGCGCACAGAAAACUGCGCUGUGAGUCUCACAGAACAGCAACCCGGCCCUUCCCCAGCUUCUGGUAACUAAUCUUCGUCUGACUGUCUGAGAUGAAUUUGGAAGAAAACGACUUGAAAACAUAUCCACACGGAGACUGUACAUUCUUGGUAAACUAAGAGCAGCAUAAACUGGGCACAGCUGUCCUCAAAAUGGCUGAAGGUGCGAGCAGUGAAGGAGUUCCAGUGAUGUCAACAUCAGGAAAGGACGCAGGGCCGAGCUCAGUGAUCAGCGAGCUCCUGGCAAGCUGGGACGAUUUCCAGCUGCUGACGGACUUCUACCGGGACAGGCUGGAGCAGGCGAUGGAAGGAGGGGUUCACGGAGUGAGCCUGGCGUUAACGGCCGAGAAUCAGUUCAGCGGAGAGGAACAUCGGAAAAUCUCUGAUCUCGCUGAUAAGGGAGAGCGGGCGGACAGUUCUAAAUUCCUCCUGAGCCUGGUGAUGGAGAAAGGCUUCUGCGCCCAGAGGGUGAUGUGGGAAACCUUUGUGAAAAUGCGGAAAGAUGUUCCAAUGUUGGACAAAAUACUGAAGGAAAUACAGAUAUAUGGUCGUGAUCCCUCCCAACAACCAAUUCCUGCUCGACAUUUACUAAAGGUUCUCAGUGAGCUGAAAGAAGUUCAACAGAAACACAAGGAGACUCUGCGGGCACAAACUGAAACACUGAGAGUGAACACGAUCCUGAUGAGGGAGAAGGUGAAGGUUUUCCAACUGGUUGAUCGAUACGCUGAGCUCAUGGUCAUUUCUACUGUUCGAGAUCAGAGACUGGUGGAACAUGAGCUGCUGUCAAGAGGCAGAGACCACGAGGAGUGGAGAGAGAAGCAUCUCCACGGAGAGCUGGAAAAAAUCCAGUCUGAUCAGUUGUUCCAGGGCAACUUUUCAGGGUGUAAAUCCAAAUCUGGCAGCUCGGCAGCAGUGGCUGGAGUCUCAGGGAUCGGGAAAACAACAAUGAUACACAAGAUCGUUCAGGACUGGGCCAUGGGAAAAAUAUACCAACAGUUCCAGUUUGUGUUCAGCUUCCAAUUCCGCAAAUUAAGCACCAUUAACUGUCAAAUAAGCCUGACAGAACUGAUUCUGGAUCAGUAUCCUAAUUUUGGGAAUAUUCUGGGAGAGGUCUGGAAGAAGCCAGAGGGAUUGCUGUUUAUAUUCGAUGGUUUGGAUGAAUUCAAUGAGAAAAUUGAUUUUGAUGACAGUCAGAGAGACACAGAACCUCAGUACACAUGCACAGAUCCUGGCUCCAAGUGCAAGGUGUCCGACAUUGUGUACAGUUUAAUCCAGCACAAGCUGCUCCCAGGGUGUUCAGUGUUGGUGACCACACGUCCCGCUGGGCUACAUAUAUUGGAAAAGGCUAAGAUCAGUGUCUGGGCUGAAAUCCUGGGAUUUUCUAGUGAGGAACGGAAGGAAUAUUUCAUCAGACAUUUUGAAGAUCAGACGGUGGCGGAAGCUGUUUUCAAACAUGUGAAGGAGAACGAGAUCCUGUACACCAUGAGCUACAACCCCUCCUACUGCUGUAUUCUCGCUCUGGCACUGGGCCCCUUCUUCACAAGAAGAGACAGGGACCCUCAGCGAAUUCCCAAGACCAUCACCCAACUCUAUUCCUAUUAUAUUUAUAACAUCUUGAAAAGCCACGGCCGUGAAGUUGAGAACCCUCGUGAUGUGUUAUUCAGAAUUGGUCAGAUGGCCUUCAGAGGAGUGUCCGAGAAGAAGAUUGUUUUUACAGAUGGGGAUUUGAUCAACUACAAUCUGCAGCCUUCCCAGUUCCUGUCCGGGUUCCUGAUGGAGCUUUUGGAGAGGGAGGAUUCUGGCCGGUGUGUGGUGUACACAUUCCCACACCUCACUAUCCAAGAGUUUGUAGCUGCAGUCGCACAAUUCCUGAAUCCACAUCCCGGGGAUAUCCAGAAAUUCCUCACUGAAGCCCACAACAAAACAGAUGGACGAUUUGAGCUACUUCUCCGUUUUGUUGCUGGUCUUUCCAACCCAAUGACAGCUCGGGGCCUGGAGGAGUUCCUCCGUCCAUUUCCUCGUCAAACAACCUGCCGGGUGAUUAACUGGGUGAAGGAGGAGGUUAAACGUAAGAGUGGAAACAUGAGGAGUGAAGCUGGUAAAAGGAGCCUCCUGAUCACAUUGCACUACCUGUUUGAGUCUCAGAAUCAUGAACUGGCUCAGGCCACACUGCAGUCAGUGAAAAAACUUUCAUUCAGUGGAAUGACACUGACCCCGAUUGACUGCGCGGUCCUGUCUCAUGUCAUCAGACACUGUGAAACAAUAAAACACCUCGACCUGGACAACUGCCACAUUCAGUGUGAAGGAAUCCAGAGGCUGGAACCCGGGCUACAUAAGUGCCAAGAGUUGAGCCUUGGGUUGAAUGACCUGGGAGAUUCAGGAGUGAAACUGGUGUCUGCGGGUCUGAGGAACCCGGAGUGUAAAAUACAGAAACUGUGGCUCUUCGGUGUCGGUCUCACUGCUAAUGGUGCCAAGGACCUCAUCUCCACUCUAGGUACGAACCAAUCACUGACAGAGCUGAGUUUGAAUGACAAUAAACUGGGAGAUUCGGGAGUAAAACUGGUGUCGGCCGCUCUGAGGGUCUCGGAGUGUAAAUUACAGAAACUGUGGCUGAGGGAUGUCGGUCUCACAGAUUCUGGUGCCGAGGAUCUCGCCUCCACUCUCAGUACAAACCCAGCACUGACAGAGCUGGACUUGGGUGGUAAUAAAUUAAGAGAUUCAGGAGUAAAACUGUUGUCUGCGGCUUUACGGAACGCAAAGUGUAAAAUACAGAAACUGUGGCUCAGGGAUGUCGGUCUCACUGCUAAUGGUGCCAAGGACCUCAGCUCCAUUCUAAAUGUAAACCAAUCACUGACAGAGCUGAGUUUGAAUGACAAUAAACUGGGAGAUUCAGGAAUAAAACUGGUGUCGGCUGCGCUUCGGGUCUCAGAGUGUAAAAUACAGAAACUGUGGCUGUGGAAUGUCGGCCUCACAGAUUCAGCUGCCGGAGAUCUUGCUUCCGCACUUGGUAGAAAACCUUCGCUAAUGGUACUCAGUCUGAAUAAUAAUAAGCUGGGAGAUGCAGGAGUGAAACUGGUGUCUGCGGCUCUGAUGAAAUCAGGAUGUAAAUUACAGGAACUGGGGCUGAGGGAUGUCGGUCUCACAGAUCGUGGUGCCGAGGAUCUCGCCUUUGCUCUUGGUAAAAACCGAUCACUGAUGGAGCUGAACCUAGGUGCUAAUACACUGGGAGAUCCAGGAGUGAAUCUGGUAUCUGGGGCUAUAAGGAAUUCGGAGUGUAAAAUACAGAAACUGUGGUUGAGGGAUGUUGGUCUCACAGAUUCUGGUGCGAAGGAUCUCGGCUCUGCUCUCAGUACAAAACCAUCACUGACAGAGCUGAGUUUGAAUGAUAAUAAACUGGGAGAUUCAGGAGUGAAACUAGUGUCUGUGGCUCUAAAGAACUCAAAGUGUAAAAUACAGAAACUGUGGCUCAGGGAUGUCGGUCUCACAGAUUCUGGUGCCGAGGAUCUCGCCAGCACUCUCCGUAGAAACCCAUCACUGACGGAGCUGAACCUGGGAGGUAAUAAACUGGGAGAUUCAGGAGUAAAACUGGUGUCUGCGGCUCUGAGGAACCCGGAGUGUAAAAUACAGAAACUGUGGAUGUGGAAUGUCGGCCUCACAGAUUCAGCUGCCGGAGAUCUUGCCUCCGUCUUCGGUAGAAACGCUUCACUAAUGGUGCUCAGUCUGAAUAAUAAUAAGCUGGGAGAUGCAGGAGUGAAACUGGUGUCUGCGGCUCUGAUGAAAUCAGGAUGUAAAUUACAGGAAUUGGGGUUGAGGGAUGUUGGUCUCACAGAUUCUGGUGCGAAGGAUCUUGUCUCCGCUCUCAGUACAAACAAAUCACUGACGGAGCUGAACCUGAAUGAUAAUAAACUGGGAGAUUUAGGAGUGAAGCUGGUGUCUGCGGCUCUAAGGAACCCGAAGCGUAAAAUACAGAAACUGUGGCUCAGGGAUGUCGGUCUCACAGAUUCUGGUGCCGAGGAUCUCGCCUCCGCUCUCAAUACAAACCCAUCACUGACGGAGCUGAACCUGGGAGGUAAUAAACUGGGAGAUUCAGGAGUAAAACUGGUGUCUGCGGCUCUGAGGAACCCAGAGUGUAAAAUACAGAAACUGUGGCUAUGGAAUGUCGGCCUCACAGAUUCUGCUGCCGGAGAUCUUGCCUCUGCUCUCAGUAGAAACCCUUCACUAAUGGUGCUCAGUCUGAAUGAUAAUAAGUUGGGAGAUGCAGGAGUAAAACUGGUGUCUGCGGCUCUGUUGAAAUCAGGGUGUAAAUUACAGGAAUUGGGGCUGUGGAACGUCGGUCUCACAGAUUCUGGUGCCAAGGAUCUUGCCUCCGCUCUCAGCAUGAACCCAUCACUGACAGAGCUGAACCUGAAUGAUAAUAAACUGGGAGAUUCAGGAGUGAAACUGGUGUCUGCGGCUCUAAAGAACUCAAAGUGUAAAAUACAGAAACUGUGGCUGAGGAAUGUUGGUCUCACAAGUUCUGGUGCCAAGGAUCUUGCCACCACUCUCCGUAGAAACCCAUCACUGAUGGAACUGAACCUGGGUGGUAAUAAACUGGGAGAUUCAGGAGUGAAACUGGUGUCUGCGGCUCUGAGGAACUCGGGGUGUAAAAUACAGAAGCUGUGGCUGUAUGAUGUCGGUCUCACAGAUUCUGGGGCCGAGGAGCUCGUCUCCGCUCUCAGUGCAAACCCAUCACUGACGGAGCUGGACCUGAGUAAUAAUAAACUGGGAGAUUCAGGAGUAGAACUGGUGUCUGCGGCUCUUAGGAACCAGGAGUGUAAAAUACAGAAACUAGCACCCGGAAUUGGAACGCUGAUCUCCAUCAUGGAUGAUGUUGCAAAGAUGAGAGAGGAUCUUGAGAUAUCAACAAGGACGGAGAAGGGUCCUAUGACUACAAUCUCUAAGCACACCUCACAGUGGAAUGAGGAACAACUGUUUCAGCUGUCAAAAUUCUACCGGGAAAGACUGAAACAGGCAAUUGAAGAACGUGUGGAAGAACUCACUGAAAUGCUGAGACUGGAAGGACACAUCAGUGAUCAAGAGCAGGAGAAAGUUUCUGAACUUGUGGGGAAGCGAACCCGGCCGGAGGCUUCGAAGGUAUUCUUCAGCCUGGUGAUGGGGAAAGGCUCCCGAGCCCGGAGGGUGAUGUGGGAAGCAUUUGUGAAAAUGCGAAAUGAAUUACCGAAGUUGGACAGAAUAUUGAAGGAAAUCCAGGAGCUCGGGGCUGACAUACCGGAAUACAUGAACAUCAGUCAAGGGUUAACCGAACUCCCACCUCAGUUAAAAGAUGUUCAUGAGAAACAUAAGAAAACACUGCAGGAAGAAACUGAAGAGCUCAGAGUGAACACGAUUUUGUUGAGGGAGAAGGUGAAGGUUUCCAAGCUUGUUGAUCGAUACGCUGAGCUGACGGUCAUUUCUUCUGUUCGAGAACGGAGGUUUGUGGAACACGAGCUGCUGGCAAGAGGCCGAGACCAUGAGGAGUGGAGAGAGAAACACCUUCGGGGAGAGUUGGAAAAAAUCCGUUCCGAUCAGUUGCUUCAAAGCAGCUUUUCCCAUAGUGUGACUUACUGGCAGCAAAUAAAGAGAUUCUUCGGAUUUGACUCCAUGACUCCGACAUCAGUGAACAGAGUAAAACCUGGGAAUUCAGCAGCAGUGGCCGGUGUCCCGGGGAUCGGAAAAACAACAAUGAUUCAGAAGAUUGUUUAUGACUGGGCCAACGGGAAUAUAUACCAACACUUCCAUUUUGUGUUCAGUUUCAAAUUCAGGGAUUUAAACACCAUUCUCUGUAAAAUAAGCCUGAGGGAACUGAUUCUGAAACAGUAUCCUUACUUUGAGAAUGGUCUGGGAGAAGUAUGGAAGAACCCAGAGGGAUUGCUGUUUAUAUUUGAUGGUUUGGAUGAACUAAAGGAUGCAAUUGAUUUUACUGAGAGUCAAAGAGACGCAGACUCUCAACGACGCGGUGCAGACCCAGAAUUCCGGUGCCAUGUGUCGGACAUCGUGUACAAUUUAAUCCAGCACAAGCUACUCCCAGGGUGUUCAGUGCUGGUGACCACCCGCCCCACUGCAUUACAUUUAUUAGAAAAGGCAGAGAUUAGUGUCUGGGCGGAAAUCCUGGGAUUUGUUGGUGAGGAACGGAAAGAAUAUUUCAUCAGACAUUUUGAUGAUCAGGCGGUGGCAGAAGCCGUUUUCAAACACGUGAAGGAGAACGAGAUCCUGUACACAAUGAGCUACAACCCCUCCUACUGCUGGAUCCUCGCUCUGGCACUAGGCCCCUUCUUCACGCAAAGAGACAGGGACCCUCAGCAAGUUCCCAAGACAAUCACCCAACUGUACUCCUACUAUAUUUACAAUAUCCUGAAAAACCAUGGUCGUGAGAUUGAGAACGUUCAUGAUGUGUUACUCAGGGUUGGUCAGAUGGCCUUCGUGGGAGUGUCUGAGAGGAAGAUUGUUUUUACAGAUGAAGAUUUGAAUAAGUACAAUCUGCAGCCUUCUCAGUUCCUGUCCGGGUUCCUGAUGGAGCUUUUGGAGAGAGAGGAUUCUGCCCACAGCGUGGUGUACACAUUCCCACACCUCACCGUCCAAGAGUUUCUAGCUGCAGUCGCACAAUUCCUGGAACUACAUCCCGGGGAUAUCCUGACAUUCCCCACUGAAGCCCACAAAAUGACAGAUGGGCGGUUUGAUGUAUUUCUCCGUUUUGUUGCUGGUCUCUCCUCCGGGUCAGCCUGGCGCUGGAAGGAGUUUCUGGGUCCUUUUCCUGCCGAUACAGCCCGUCGGGUAAUUGACUUUGUGAAGAGGGAGAUCAAACGUCUGAGUGGCAACACAAAGAGUGAAGAUGGUAAAAGGAGCCUCCUGAACACAUUGCACUAUCUGUUUGAGUCUCAGAAUCGUGUACUGGCUCAGGACUCACUGGGAUCUGUGGAAAAACUUUCACUCAGUGGACUGCGACUGACACCGAUUGACUGCGCCGUCCUGUCUCAUGUCAUUGGGUUCUGUGAUACAGUAAAGCACCUCGACCUAGAUCACUGCUAUAUUCAGUGUGAAGGACUCCAAAGACUGGCACCCUAUCUUCACAGAUGCCAAGAGCUGGGAUUGGGCAAUAACGGUAUCACAGACUCUCAGACAGCAAUCCUCACCUCUGCUCUCGUUAAAAACAGCUCACUGAUGGACCUCGAUAUGAAAGACAAUAGACUGGGAAAUACAGGUGUAAAACAGCUGUUAAGAGUUCUGAAUAACUCGGAAUGUAAAAUACAGAAACUGGGGCUGAAGAACAAUAGUUUCACAGCCUCCUGUGCCAAGAAUCUUGCCUGCAUUCUCAGAGCAAAUCAAUCUUUGAUCAAACUGGAACAGGAUAACAAUAAGCUGGAGGAUUCAGGAGUCAAACUGCUGUCUGAGGCUCUGCGGAACCAUAACUUUUUGAACUGCAGGCUAUGUAGAAACGGUCUCACAGCAACUGGUGCAGACUAUCUCGCCUCCGUUCUAGUUACUAGCCCAUCACUGACAGAUCUUGCCCUGGACUAUAAUAAUUUGGGUGAUUCAGGGGUGAAGCUGAUAUUUGGACCUCUGAUCAGCCCAGAGUGUAAAAUACAGAAACUACGAUUAUGGGAUGUUUCUCUCACAGAUUCGUUCUGUGAGGACCUCGCUAUCGCUCUCAAAACAAACUGCUCCCUGAAGCUUCUGUCACUGGGUGAUAACAAUAUCGGAGAUUCAGGGGUGACACGUCUGUCUAAGGAGCUGGUGAAGCUCCAAUGUCAACUGCAGGAACUAGAUCUGUACAAUAACGGUUUGAGUGAUUCCUGCACGGAGUCCCUGUGCUUCGUUCUCAACAAAAUGAGUUCACUGAAAAUUUUGGACCUUGGAGGAAACUCCUUCACAGACAAAUCCACCGACUCCUUCCGCAAGCUGAUACUACGACGCAAGAGUUUGAGGCACAUCACGCUGAGGGGCAAUCGAUUCACUGCAGAUGGGCAGAAUCAUCUGUUGUCAUUACGGGGAAGCAGACGUGGUCUUAAUGUUACUGUGUGAGUCAUUCAAAUGUAGAAUUUUAUCUCCUGACAGAAUAGCAUUCGUCGAUUUCACUAUGGCACUAGAUUUAAAACCUAAACAUCUACAGUUCUAGAUGAGUGUGUGCCUCCACACACCAUCAGUGGCCCCAGUGCAGUUUUGGGUGUCAUAGCUGCAGGGUCGCUUGCCCGAUCUCUCAGUGUCUGACAUCUGAGCUCUAUGGAAAUGCCCAGACAAAAGUGACCAAACACGAAGAAAUCUGCAAAUGCUGGAAAUUCAAGCAACACACACCAAACAAUGCUGGAAGAAUGCAGCAGGCCGGGCAGCAUCUAUAGGAAGACGUACAGUCAAGAUAAUAAGAGAUUACAAUUUUUUUUCAGUUAGUCCUGAUGAAGGGUCUCAAUACAAAGCAUCGACUGUACUUCUUCCUAUAGAUGCUGCCCGGAGUGCUGCGUUCCACCAGCAUUUUUGGAAAUGGCCAAAGAUGGGCUCCAGCUAUACUGCAAAGCGAUAGGAGGAAUCCAAGUCGUUCAAUCUAGAUUUAAAUUCAUCUGGGUAUUACUUUGUUUUAUUGUGUUGUGGAUUUUCUGAGAAGAAAGCACGACAUCGCCCCCACUUCCUCAGGAUCCUGCAGAGGAUGGAUCAUGGAUCAUGCCAUUGAAAAUCUUGACAAGCCUCAAUAGAUGGAUGGUGAAAAGUGUGCUGACUGCCUGCAUUCCAGCCUGGUAUGGAAACUCCGCCUUUCAGUGGGAAAUCCUGCAAAAUGUACUGGAUUUGGCCCAGUAUAUCACAGGUGAAACCCUCUCAAGCAUUGAGCACAUCGACAUGAAUCAUUGCAGUGGAAAAGCAGCAUCCAUCAUCAAAGAUCCUCACCACCCAGGUCAUGGUCUUUUCUUGCUGCUGCCAUCACGCGUACGGUACCAGAGCCUCAGGACUCGCACCACCGGGUCUAAGAACAGUUACUACCCAUCAAUCAUCGGGAACUUGAGGAAAAGGGAAUUGCUACUCUCAUUUAAGGACUCUGUUGUAUUGUUACUUUAAGCUUGUUAUUUAUUGCUCUUUAUUUAUAACUGCAGUUGUACAGUUUGUUAACUGUUCCUAAUGAUUGCAGUUUAUCGUGUUACUUGCAAAGUAUGCCCACUGGAAAAAAAAAGUCAGGGUUGUAUGUGGUGAUAUGUUUGUAUUCUGAUAA
This is a messenger RNA of Hypanus sabinus (Atlantic stingray), 9482 nucleotides long. RefSeq lists its product as uncharacterized. Lineage: Eukaryota; Metazoa; Chordata; Chondrichthyes; Myliobatiformes; Dasyatidae. The record is from RefSeq and is a predicted model, not a curated record. Gene Ontology annotation, biological process: regulation of apoptotic process. Gene Ontology annotation, cellular component: cytoplasm. The coding region runs from base 407 to 8311 and encodes 2634 amino acids. The transcript has 33 exons. Gene Ontology annotation, molecular function: protein binding.